Molecule: messenger RNA, 2508 nt
Organism: Selaginella moellendorffii
Lineage: Eukaryota; Viridiplantae; Streptophyta; Lycopodiopsida; Selaginellales; Selaginellaceae
Product: centromere/kinetochore protein zw10 homolog
Exons: 13
Coding region: 2-2170 (722 amino acids)
Biological process (GO): mitotic spindle assembly checkpoint signaling; endoplasmic reticulum to Golgi vesicle-mediated transport
Cellular component (GO): RZZ complex
Source: RefSeq, a predicted model, not a curated record
AAUGGAGGAGCUCCUGGCGCCUCUGCUAUGCGGCAUCGACUACGCCCAUGGAGGAGGCAAGACAAUGCCGCUCACCACGCCCGAUCUCCAGCUCCUGUCAGAGAGGAUGCAGGUACGCGCGGAGGAGAUGAAGGAUCGCGUCUUCGCCACCGUGAAGAGCCGCUACAGCAAGAUUACGGAGCUCGCUCGCCGCGCUAGCACUGCCGCAUUGGAUGUAGAGACCGUGGAUUCCCAGCUCCGGGCUCUCCUGGACGAUUCAUCGCUCCGGAUCGGGGAUACUUCUUUCGAUUCCAAGCUGUGGAAGCUCUCGGCGGAGGUAAAGGGGAUCAGGAGUGAGCUGAGGGUGAAAACAUCGGCUUUGGCCGUGGUGAAAUCCACCGUCGAGGUCCGUGAUCGCUUGCUAGCUGGGAAAGAGCUCUUCGAUGGAGGCCAAAUUCUAAGCGGUGCGAGGAAAAUCGCCGAAGUGAAGGGAAUCGUCGACGAUGAUGACGAAGAUACGCUUUUGAUGCAUGAACUUCUCAAGCAGCUGUUAUCAGGGAUUUAUUCCGAGGUGGAUUUUCUACUUGCAGGCUUAUGUUCCAAAGUUGUCUCCGUGAAUUUUACUGAAGGAAUAUUGGCUGUGAACUUUGUGACAGUUGCGGGAUCUCGACAUAACUUUGUGGCAAUACUGGAGACAAUGGAGGUACUUGGACUCCUCGAUGGCUUCCUUGGUCGUUUCACAGAUAAUUUGUGUAAGCUGUUGGCUCUCUUAGUCCACUCUGCUACUGUCGUGAGAGUGGAGCAAGACAGUGACCGUGCAGUACUAAGGAUCACUAGAGACGAGAAUGCAAGAGUAAAUCAAUCAUCUAUAGAAGGCGUUUAUAAAGAAGUACUGGACUUUGUAAAGUUUAUCAACGAGCAUCUUUUACACCGCCAGAAAGUAUGGAUGCUAAAGCUGGGCAGGUCGAUUUGGCCAAGGCUUGCCGAUAUGAUAAUCCAGAAUCACUUACGCAAGGCAAUUCCUGCCGAUCAUACACAGUUCCAACAUUUUGAACAGAUUCAAAUCCUUACGUCAGAAUUCGAAGAAGCUCUCGAAGCCGAAAACUUUGUCAGUGUGGACGACGAAGGUGGACUACUUAGCAACUUCACAGCCGAUGUCGAGAUUCAUUUUUCUGCGAACAAAAGAAAAGAUUUGCUGGCUAAAGCUCGAGACAUUAUCAUGCGUUUUGAUUAUCGGUUGCUUCUGGAUAUGGCAGCAGAGAGGGAGGAGAAAGACCGACUUAUUUUUAGGGAAGACAAGUAUGUUGUAUCCUACCUUCCAAAACAGCUUUUACCCAUUGUACAGGAUACAUUGAAGGAUGCUUGCUCAUCGACACCAAGACUAGCUUUGGAGCUUUAUAAAGUCGCCCGAGACAUUGUGCUGCUCUACCGAGCAAUUGUUCCUUCUCAGGUCUUGGUGUCUGACAAAUCCUCAGUGAAAGCAGCACCAGUAUUUUACAAUGACUGCCUCUACAUUGCAAAUGAGUUGACGACUUACUCCCAGCAGUAUAGCUCGUCACUGCCUGUCGAUCUGCAACAGUCAUGCACUUUGAUGGACCUCGUUUCGGUGUUUCAAUCCAUGGGAUACAAUAUGCUUUCAACACAUGUUAAGCUGAUAAACAAUCAGCUCCUGCAGGCUCUAGACAGUGCUAAUGGAUUCAAAUCGACGGAUGAGAGAAGAGGCCGUGAAAGGGCGCAGUCUGCACUGCAACAGGUUGUAUCAAUCUUUAGAUCUACGCACAACGUCUGGCAAGAAUUUCUACCCAGCAGUUUUCAAGUGAAGCAGUUGACAAUGCUGGCUGAUUCACUUGUCAGCAGAAUUGUUUUUGAAGUUCUGUCUAUCAAAGACAUGGCUGCCGAAGAAACUGUUCAGUUGCACAACUUACUGGACGAGCUGAUACUGGACUUGGGCUCGGUGCUGGCUUCUGUCGAGAAACAUAGUAGGAAAUCACUCGACAUCCUUGUACCGUCGUGGAGAAAACUAAAACGCUUAUCUGAGUUAUUGGAGAUGUCCUUGAGGCCCAUCACGAAAGCAUGGGAGAGUGGAAUUCUCCCGUCGGCAGGAUUCUCGCCAGCCGAGGUCCAGAGCUUGAUCAAGGCGAUAUUCACGGACACCUCGUUGAGAGCGGAGUGCCUUGAAAGAAUAGUUUGAUGUUCCUUUGCCGGCCAAAUUUCCAAACAGUUUUGUGAUAUUUUCUUUCAGCGAGAAGCAGCUACUCGGGUGAGUGUUUUGCUGGUCGAAACUUUUUCUCCAGUUGCCUUUUCUUUUUUCAUGCCUUUUCUAGUUGCGAAACACAAUUCUGGCAAAUCUUUUUUUUUUUUUUGGCGUACAUUCACGAGUUCGUGAUCAAUGCAAAACAAAAGCAAACGCGACUCUUUGUGCUUUAAAGGGCACGAUAUAAAAGUUGAUAUCAAGCUCACGAAAAAUCAUCAAGACAGAUGACUUUAUAAGCCAUUGGCUUAGUGAAAAAUUGAAGAAACUUUAUAAUA